CAACAAAUCCAAUAAAUCUAAGUGUAGUGCUCGGCCUAUUGAUUUUUUUUGGAAAGGGAGUGUGUGCGAGUUGUUUAUUUCAAGAAUAGGCUGGAUCCAACCAACUGCACUUUUUUUGUUAUAACAGGGAAGGGUGCAUGAUCGCGCGAAUUACUUUUGAAUAAAUUAAGAAAUCAUAUUUCAGAACCAUAGCAUUUCGCGAUUCAUUGGUAAAUUCGCUUUGAUUCUCUAUGAACCAAUCAUAAUGAUGUGGAAUAAUUAACAUGGUUAAAGCUAAAUCGUUUGAAGUCCAUACUCAGCAAGGUAUUCUUUCUACUAUUAGGCUACUAUUAGGUUAAUAUGGAAACGGUUUCAAAAUGAAUAGUUAGAAAGUUUUUUCGAUAUAUAACACUCAUGUCGAUAAAAUGAUUUGAACCCUUUAUAUUAUAAAUAUUAUAAUUAUAAUAUAAUAUUUUUUUUUCUAUUUAUUGGAAAAAAAUUAUGAGUAUUUCAACCCCUCUUUUUUAUCCAAUGCUGAAUCGAUGACCUACGUAUAAAUUAAGAAAAAUUCUUUGGAUUUGAAAAAAAAAAAGAAACAACGUUGCUGACAAUUAUUUGUUUGUUCAGAAGAGUCCUCCGAAUAUUCUGGUCUUGGAUUAAUGAUCCGUUUUGAUAUUUUUUUUUUGAAUAUGAAAUAUGAAUAGAGAAGAGAGGAUAGGUUCAUUAUAUUCAAAAAAAAAAAAUGGGAAUUUCUCAUAAAUAAUUGAAGUAAUUGGGCGCGAGAGCCAAAUGAUUUGAAAGCUUCAUGUUUGGUUCGGGAAGGGAUCGUGGAAGUUUUGAAAUAAAUGGAAAGAUAAUCUACUUUCAUUAAGUGAUUUAUUAGAUAAUCGAAAACAGAGGAUCUUGAAGACUAUUCGAAAUUCAGAAGAACUACGCAGGGGAGCCAUUGAACAGCUGGAAAAAGCCCGGGCACGUUUAAGGAAAGUGGAAAUGGAAGCGGAUCAGUUUCGGGUGAAUGGAUACUCUGAUAUAGAACGAGAAAAGUCGAACUUGAUUAAUUCAACUUAUCAAACUUUGGAACAAUUCGAAAUUUACAAAAAUGAAACCAUUCGUUUUGAACAACAAAGAGCGAGUAAUCAAGUCCGACAACGGGUUUUCCAACAAGCCUUAAAAGGAGCUCUAGGAACUCUGACUAGUUCUUUGAACAACGAGUUACAUUUACGUACCAUCAAUGCUAAUAUUGGCAUGUUUGGGACGCUGACAGAAAUAAUCGAUUAGUCCUUCUACUGUCUACUGUAGGCAUUAUUUUUUUUUUUCCAAAAAAGAAUUAAGAAAUACUCAUGGUAACCAUUCGAGCGGAUGAAAUUAGUAAUAUUAUUCGGGAACGUAUUGAGCAAUAUAAUAGAGAAGUAAAGGUUGUAAAUACCGGUACCGUACUUCAAGUAGGCGACGGCAUUGCCCGUAUUUAUGGUCUUGAUGAAGUAAUGUCGGGUGAAUUAGUAGAAUUUGAAGAGGGUACAAUAGGCAUUGCUCUGAAUUUGGAAUCAAAUAAUGUCGGUGUUGUAUUAAUGGGUGGCGGUUUGAUGAUCCAAGAAGGGAGUUCUGUAAAAGCAACAGGAAGAAUUGCUCAGAUACCCGUAAGCGAGGCUUAUUUAGGUCGUGUUAUAAAUGCCCUAGCGAAACCUAUUGAUGGUCGAGGUGAAAUUUCAGCUUCUGAAUCUAGGUUAAUUGAAUCACCGGCUCCUGGUAUUAUUUCGAGACGUUCCGUAUAUGAGCCCCUUCAAACAGGACUUAUUGCUAUCGAUUCGAUGAUCCCUAUAGGACGUGGUCAGCGAGAAUUAAUUAUUGGGGAUAGGCAGACCGGUAAAACAGCAGUAGCCACAGAUACGAUUCUCAAUCAACAAGGGCAAAAUGUAAUAUGUGUCUAUGUCGCUAUUGGUCAAAAGGCAUCUUCCGUGGCUCAGGUAGUGACUACUUUACAAGAAAAGGGAGCAAUGGAAUACACGAUUGUGGUAGCCGAAACGGCGGAUUCUCCGGCUACAUUACAAUACCUCGCUCCUUAUACAGGAGCAGCUCUGGCUGAAUAUUUUAUGUACCGUAAACGACACACUUUAAUCAUUUAUGAUGAUCCUUCCAAACAAGCACAGGCUUAUCGCCAAAUGUCUCUUCUAUUACGAAGACCGCCGGGUCGCGAAGCUUAUCCAGGAGAUGUUUUUUAUUUGCAUUCACACGACUUUUUGGAAAGAGGCCAGCUUAGAAUCAGGUGUUGUCGCGGUUCUAGUGAAGGAACCAAUGGGCCGAAAAUUUUUACUUAUCCCCGCCGAUUUAUUGUCAUGCUGGAAUCAUACUGCACCAUUAACUGGUGCGGGUUUCUCCGUCUCCCCGAAGUAAUUCCAAUUAGAAACUCUAUGAGACAGUUCCAAGAAAUCAUAUCUUCUACCAAGAUAUUCAAUGAGGAAGCAGAAGCCCUUUUGAAAGACGCUAUUCAAGAACAAAUGGAACGCUUUCUACUUCAGGAACAG
Messenger RNA from Quercus lobata, 2501 nucleotides. Its product is annotated as ATP synthase subunit alpha, chloroplastic-like. The transcript is spliced from 4 exons. The record is from RefSeq and is a predicted model, not a curated record. Gene Ontology annotation, biological process: proton motive force-driven ATP synthesis; proton transmembrane transport. Gene Ontology annotation, molecular function: proton-transporting ATP synthase activity, rotational mechanism; ATP binding; ADP binding. NCBI's taxonomy places the organism in Eukaryota, Viridiplantae, Streptophyta, Magnoliopsida, Fagales, Fagaceae. The annotation marks the transcript as partial.